Mycena indigotica is the source of this 1188-nucleotide messenger RNA. RefSeq lists its product as uncharacterized. The coding region runs from base 19 to 1188 and encodes 389 amino acids. NCBI's taxonomy places the organism in Eukaryota, Fungi, Basidiomycota, Agaricomycetes, Agaricales, Mycenaceae. The transcript is spliced from 2 exons. The record is from RefSeq and is a predicted model, not a curated record.
UUUUGCUUUUCGACCACCAUGCUCCCACCCGGAGCGACCCCAGCGAGCACAGUCUUCGCCGUACCGGAGCUCUGUGACCUGGUUGCCCCGUUUCUCUCCGCCUCCAUCUGGGACCUUCGCACCUCCUCACUCAUUUCCCGCCCCUUCACGCAGGCGGCCCAGCGACUGCUCUUCAGAGACGUCAUCCUCAACCGCGGGACUUUCGAUAUAGACCAUGUUUCGUCCAUGGCCAACGACGAUGAAGCUUCCAAAAGCGCGCGGCUUGCAGAAGUCUUGAAAAACAGUACCGCCAUUGCUGGCUACAUUCGGAGGAUCAGGCUCGCGUUCGAGGAGGCUGUAUUGCGACCGCUGGAGGCGGUUGACCUUCCAAACCUUCGCGCGGUCGUGUUCCACCGGCGCAAAGGCGGCGCCAUCACGCAAAAAUCCAUCUCACUGGGUGCCGCGCUCCUCGCCCUUCCCAACGUCCAGCAUGUCGGCCUCAUCUAUCCCAUUUUCCACUCCGCAGCUGACGCUACCAGUCUGCUCGCGCAACAUACCUCAAAACUCAGCAGCAUUGCGGUCGUCUACGGGAACGUCGUCGACAAGGAAACGCCACCGCCCGCGGCUGCGCGUCGCGUCACCGUGCGUAAACUUUACUUGGAGGAUAACCCCCACCAUAACGACGUGAAUUGGAUGUUCCAUGCGCAAUCCCCUCUCGACUUGGUCUCUGUCGAAGACCUCUCUUUCGGGAAAACAAUAAACGCGACUACCAGGCGAUGCUUGCAAAUGACGCGGGCGAAGUUGACGAAUCUGGCGUUGGAUGCUCAACACGCAGUCAAUCCCGCAUUCCUUUAUGAUGAUGUCGCUAUCCCGGACGUCCUCUCUCACUAUCCACGGCUCAAGCACCUUGUCAUCACAAGCACUGGAUCGGCACUACAAGAUGCAGCGAUGCUGCUCAAGGAACUGCCUACAGCCGUGAAGCUCGAAAGCCUGACGAUCGUAUUUGACCCUGGGUUGACGCCGAAACAUUCGGACGAGGGCUUGUCGGCGUUGGGUUUGCUGCUUUCCCAGAAUGAAAAUGGGUGGGCUGACCCGAAACGUUGUGUCCUGAAGAUCGUCGUGCCGAAGAUGCGGAGGGAAAAAGUCAGGGCGAAGGUGUUGGAGGUGUUUGGCGGCUACGACGCUGUGGGGCAUUUGUCUUUCGAAUAG